UUGCUAACAUCCCACUUCUUUUGUGAUCUGGCUGUAUCGUCCUAUCAUUUUCUAUAGAGAUGAGAGCCAAUAAGUGAAAAAGAAAAAAGAAGUCCUACUAUUUUAUUGCAUACUGCAGAUUCUAUUGUAAAUGAACCUUAAAUCAGAUAACAAGAUGAAUAAUGAUGUGGAAAUCGAGAUCUUGCUCACGUUAUGAAAAUAAAGGAUUUAUAUUAAAUGCCCUUGUUACUCAAGGUGCUGCUGAGGUUGACGAUCCUCGCGUUUUUUUUGGUAGCUCUAUAUUGUUAUCAGACGUCUGAUGGAAGACGCUGGAUUGUAUUCAACUUGCAAACAAAAAAUGCGAGCCUGGCAAAGGCUCCUUCAGCAGUGACUGUUUAUUCUGUUAAUUAUUUAUCUUCAACAGCGCGCAUUUUGCCACGAAAUCAGACAAAUUAUAACAUAUGGUGUAUUUUUACCAAAGUUGCCUCAAACUCGCCCAUAAGACGGAAAUUUCAAGUGUUCACAGAAUCUUUGCUCAGAUUCGCUUCUAUAAACAUUACUUUUCAUGUGAUAAGUGAUGAUAACAGUCAAAACAUAGCUGAAAAUGUUAUAAAAAAUGUUAUGAUCAGCACUGGAAAAUUUAUGAAAGUAUUUUAUUACAAUGUACACAAAUUAGCUGCAAAAUUGGAGGAUAUUGUGUCAGUUAUGUCGCCACAUUUUAGUAGUAAACCAGGAACAUAUUACUCAGAUGCAUUGUUCUUCAUUUCGCUCGGUUUGCACAGAAUUGCACCCAAUUCUCAAAAACUUGCCAUAAUGUUUGAUGCAGAUACAAAAUUUCGUAGAGAUGUGAAGGACUUGUUCGAAGAAUUUAACAAGUUUGGAAAAGAAGCUUUGUUUGGUUUGGCUCCAGAGCUCACGCCAGUUUACCGACAUGUUUUGUAUUUAUAUCGUAAUAAACAUCCAACGACAAUGUUUGGAGAACCCCAACAUAAAGGUGGAUAUCCUGGUUAUAAUAGUGGGAUAGUGCUUUUAAAUUUGGAAAGAUUACGGAAAUCACGUGUAUAUAAUGAGUUUAUCAAUAAAGAUAGUGUGGAUGAUAUGACGAAGAAAUAUCACUUCAAGGGUCAUUUAGGCGAUCAAGAUUUCUAUACGCUUCUAGGCAUGGAAAAACCAGAACUGAUUCACAUGAUAGAUUGUGGUUGGAAUAGGCAACUUUGUACAUGGUGGCGUGAUCGUGGUUACACAGAUGUAUUUGCUAAUUAUUCAGAAUGCCAUUCGGAAACCAAAUUGUGGCAUGGAAAUUGUAAUACUCCUAUACCUGAUGAUAAAUGAUGCAUUACCUUUUGACAUAGUAAACAUUGAUUGGAUAUAUAAAAGAUAUCCUAUUUUUUGACUGAAGAAAAUGAUUACGAAAUAGGAAUAAUAAAAUGAAAAUA
Molecule: messenger RNA, 1415 nt
Organism: Atta colombica
Lineage: Eukaryota; Metazoa; Arthropoda; Insecta; Hymenoptera; Formicidae
Gene: Xxylt
Product: xyloside xylosyltransferase 1
Exons: 4
Coding region: 217-1311 (364 amino acids)
Molecular function (GO): UDP-xylosyltransferase activity
Source: RefSeq, a predicted model, not a curated record